AUGUGGAUCAUCACUGUAUCUGAGAAGGAUAUAAGUGCUGCUGUUCAACGGGUCAUUGAAACAUGUCACGGAGAAUUUGGAAAUGUAACUCUUGAUAGAGAAUACGCGGGAAAUGUCCAUCUACUAUUGUCUAAUCUUUCCUCAAAAGCCUCAGAUGUCAAGUUUUACAAAUCCACAGUUGGUGAAACACCUAACAAAGUAUAUGGGACGUUUCAAUGCCGGGAGGAUUUAAGCCUACAAGUUUGCAGCGAAUGUGUUGAUGAAGCAGUUAAUUGGAUGUAUGUAAAGUGUCCCCUUUAUAAACAAGCUGUGGUGUGGUAUAUGCAAUGUAGUUUGCGGUUUGAAAACAGUCCCAUCUCUUUCUUGAAUGACACAGAACUAUACUCUUAUUUUACGUACUUAUCAAAGCCCUCAAACCAUAGUGAGUUUGCUGCAGUAUUAGCGACUACAAUCAAUGAUGUGAUCAAGGAUGCAAUUAACGGUACAUCUCAUUUCGCUAUCAGAAAUGCACCCUUGCCCUCUUUAUCUGAGAGGUUGUACUGUCUUGCACAGUGCACUUCUGACCUAAACGGAUCUCAGUGUGCCUUUUGUCUAAAACAAGCUGUGAAUACUACAACUGUAGUUAAUCCUUUCGGUAAUGUAACAGCUUUAUAUAUGUUUAUGCCGAGCUGUCAGUUGAUGUAUGACAUAGUUCCUUUCUAUGAUGUGAGUUAUUUGUCGUCGCCUUGGCCAAGGUCAACCACACCAAAAGCACUCGAAAAUGGGCAAGAGAUAGCUGUAAAGAGGCUCUCAGAAUACUCUGAACAGGAAACCUUAGAAUUCAAGAAUGAAGUUCUUUUAGUUGCAAAGCUUCAACAUCGAAACUUAGUUAAAUUACUGGGGUUCUGCAUAUCAGAAAAGGAAAAAAUAAUUGUCUACGAGUUCCUGCGAAAUUUAAGUCUUGAUCGAUUCUUAUAUGACCCAUUGAAGUGUGCAUCAUUGGACUGGGAAACAAGGCUUAAAAUCAUCACCGGAAUAGCAAGGGGACUAUUAUAUCUUCAUGAAGACUCGCGAUUGAAGAUAAUACAUCGGGAUCUAAAAUCCAGCAACGUACUACUUGAUGAGGCAAUGAAUGCAAAAAUUGCUGACUUUGGCCUUGCUAAGCUUUUUACAGUGGAUCAAACCCAAGGGGACACCAAGAGAAUUGUAGGAACAUAUGGAUAUAUGGCUCCAGAGUAUGCAUUGGCAGGUCAAUUUUCUGUAAAAUCUGAUGUUUAUAGUUUCGGGGUCAUAAUCUUGGAGGUGGUCACUGGCCAGAGGAACAAUUUCUUUCAUCGGUCACAACAUGAAGAAGGAUUACUACACCGAGCAUGGAGGCUUUGGAACGAGAAGGCUGCACUAGUGCUAGUAGACCCUUCACUAAAGAACGAAUUUUCCAUUGAAGAAGUGAAAAUCUGCAUCCACAUAGGUUUACUCUGCAUCCAAGAAGAUGCAACUAAAAGGCCUAGAAUGACCUCGGUUGUUGCUGCAUUGAACGGACAGUCUGUUACUCUACCUUUGCCUAGCACUCCGCACUUCCUCGUAGCUAAUGUUGACACUGAUGAAGACCAGCAAAUCCUUCAUGAUCAUAUUGUUCAUGUAUAUACAGGAUCCAAGAAUAUCACAGAACUCUGUCCUAGAUAA
Messenger RNA from Chenopodium quinoa (quinoa), 1662 nucleotides. RefSeq names its product putative receptor-like protein kinase At4g00960. Gene Ontology annotation, molecular function: ATP binding; protein kinase activity. The transcript is spliced from 6 exons. Lineage: Eukaryota; Viridiplantae; Streptophyta; Magnoliopsida; Caryophyllales; Amaranthaceae. Gene Ontology annotation, biological process: protein phosphorylation. Bases 1 to 1662 code for a protein of 553 amino acids. The record is from RefSeq and is a predicted model, not a curated record.